Molecule: messenger RNA, 1479 nt
Organism: Pseudonaja textilis
Lineage: Eukaryota; Metazoa; Chordata; Lepidosauria; Squamata; Elapidae
Source: RefSeq, a predicted model, not a curated record
ACCAAGGACAAGCCAUUUCGAAUGGCCAUCGUUUUGUGUGUGCGACUGCAAACAAGCAAACAAAAAAACCAGCACUAUACGUUAAAGAAAUUAGCUCAACCUAUUAGCAUAACAUCAGCAUCGAUGCCUUCGGCCAACGAUGCUAUCCAGCAGGACUGGAAGUAGCAAGACUUAUCCCAUAGGGAUGGUGGACAGUGUUCCUCCAGGAAAAGAGAAUUAGAUAGCAAAAGAAACAAAUGCACUUAAAAGACUUCACAUCGAUACGUAUAAGGUGGAAGCCCGGGUGUACAUUGUGCCGAAUCUCCCAUCCUCGCUCCUGGAGGGGAAGAGUUGCAAAUGGAAGGCGACGAUAUUCUUCGCAGUUCCGCAACGAUGCGAGCAUGCGUGUAGGGUCUCUUUUUCUCCCUACCAGCAACCUCUUCUUCCUGCAUCCAGGAAGUACAUGGGACGUCAGGGUCGAUGGCACCAAACGCAGAGGUCCGGGAAAGGGGGAGGGAAAGGCGAAGGCGAGCGAGCGAGCGAGCGGACCGACCGAGGAGGCAGGCGAGCCGAGCCCCGGGGAGAGACGUCGUUCAUUGUUUUGUUUCCUCAGAGACGGGCAAUGAGUGACUUCAAAACCGCCUGGGCAGCCGCGUCUCUCACAGCAGCCUUGGGUCCCAAAGGCGGUGACGGCGGCGGCGGCGGAGGCUGCCUUUCGAACUAAGCCUCUCAGCCCUCCAUGCCCAUCGCGGAUUCCGCCUCCUCCUCCUCCUCCUCCUCCUCCUCUUUCUGCUCGGUUGUCGCCGCCGGUGUUUUGGAAGGCUGCGGGGCGCGAGGAGGGCUGGCCUUGCCGGCGCCGCUCUCGAAGGAGGAGGCGGCCGAGCAGGAUGGUGCGCCAGGCGCGGCGGCUCUUCUGAACGAUGGAAGGCGUCUUGUACAAGUGGACGAAUUACCUCACAGGUUGGAAGCCUCGCUGGUUUGUUCUGGAUAAUGGGAUAUUGUCCUACUAUGAUUCACAGGAUGAUGUUUGUAAAGGCAGCAAAGGAAGUAUAAAGAUGGCCGUUUGUGAAAUCAAAGUUCAUCCUACAGAUAGUACCAGAAUGGAGCUAAUAAUUCCAGGAGAACAGCAUUUCUACAUGAAAGCUGUUAACGCUGCUGAGCGACAAAGGUGGCUAGUAGCCCUUGGGAGUUCCAAAGCUUGCCUGACUGAUGCCAAAACUAAAAAAGAAAAAGAAAUAAGUGAAACCAACGAAUCUCUAAAAACCAAAAUGUCUGAACUGCGCCUCUAUUGUGAUCUCUUGAUGCAGCAGGUCCAUACAAUACAAGAAUAUGUACAUCAUGAUGGGAAUCAUUCCACACCAAGCAUUGAGGUAAUAUUAAUUGUUUGAAUGAGCUUUUAUUCACACAUUUUAAGUACUUGGAUUAUAAGGAUGUGCAAUAGUAUCAUGUUGGAUCUGAGAGUACCUUAACAGCCCAUCACUACCCUACUACCAGUAAUAA